Messenger RNA from Protopterus annectens (West African lungfish), 751 nucleotides. Its product is annotated as rho-related GTP-binding protein RhoD-like. NCBI's taxonomy places the organism in Eukaryota, Metazoa, Chordata, Ceratodontiformes, Protopteridae. The record is from RefSeq and is a predicted model, not a curated record. Gene Ontology annotation, molecular function: GTPase activity; GTP binding. Bases 389 to 751 code for a protein of 120 amino acids. Gene Ontology annotation, biological process: small GTPase-mediated signal transduction; cell migration. The transcript has 5 exons.
AUACCUAAUCCUUUCACUUUCUCAAAUUUAUGAGGCAGCCAUUCAAGUCAAAGGUAAUUAUUUUAUCUUCCAACUGCAUCCACUCCCUCACUCCUCCCUGUGUGAUGUCAUGUGAGAACCCUUGGAGGCUGCUAGCUCCUAAGCCAAAUUCACAGAGCAAUCACACAGCGAAAAGUAAAAGAAUGAAAGAGAGGUAGCAAGUUCUGCAGGUGAGACAGAAUGACAGAUCCACUACUUGUUAAAGCUUGCAUAAGCCUUCCCUUUCUGAAGUUAUCUGUGCUGUGCAGCACGUUUUGACAGAGGGAAGGAAAAGAAAAAGAUGUAUUUUAGUGUACUUCCAGGCAUAGGGCAACACUGACAACAGACAUCUGUGGAUUUGCUUCUCAUCAUGGAGUCACAGUCCAAGAUUAAUGGUCACCCCUUAAACAGGAACUCUAUCCAUGAACAGGGGAUCACAUCAAUAAAGGCUGUAAUUGUGGGUGAUGGAGGUUGUGGUAAAACAUCAUUGUUAAUGGUGUUUGCUAAAGGUGAUUUCCCAGAGGCAUACGUACCAACUGUGUUUGAAAGAUACACAGCUCAGUUCAACACUGCAAGCAGACCUGUUGAAAUCAACCUGUGGGACACUGCUGGGCAAGAAGACUACGACCGACUGCGUCCUCUUUCUUAUUCAGCUGCCAAUGUGGUACUUAUCUGCUAUGAUGUCACUAGCCCAACAAGUUUUGAUAAUGUAGCUGUCCGGUUUGUCAAGUAA